AUGUGCAGUAGAUGAUCCCUUGUUCGGCAGUGAACACCGGCCGAAUUCAAACCAGAAACAAACUUUGGAAAACGUUGUCAGCAAGAGAUGAUGGCUAAAAAACAACAAGACAACAAGAGCUUGAAAUCGACAUACAUUGUACAAUCAAAACAUAUCCUUGACUGUUUUAGCAUACAUAGAAAAUCAGUCCGGCACUAGGAAAACAAAAGAGAAUCUUCUCUCAGAUGCAGUUUUACAUAGAUAAAUACUCACUGGUUUCGGUCUGAUCAAUGCAAGACUAUUAGAAACAUGGAUUCACCAAGACUCAAGAAUCUUUCUACUCUUCUUCUUCACUUUCUGGUGAACAACCUUUUACUAAGUCAAGCAGUGCAAGAGAGGCUCUUCAGAGAAUAUAUAGGAGCUGAGGAAAAGAAUGUCAGAUUUUCAGAUGUGCCGAUCAAUUCCAGUGUUGAGUUUCACUUCCUUCUCUCGUUCGCUAUUGAUUACACGGACAAAGCACCCCCAACUCCCACGAAUGGUGAUUUUCGAGUCUACUGGGACUCUGAUAAUCUCAGCCCGUCUCAGGUUUCUGCUAUCAAGGCCAAGAAUUCCAAUGUUAAGGUGGCCAUGAGUCUUGCAGGCGAUACGGUAGGUGAUAAUACACAUGUCUACUUUAAUCCCACUUCUGUCAGCAGCUGGGUCGCAAAUGCAAUCCGUUCCAUAACACGGAUAGUGAAUGAGUACAAUCUGGAUGGAAUAGAUAUAGAUUAUGAGCACUUCAGUUCAGAUCCCGAUACGUUUGCUGAAUGCAUAGGAAGACUUAUGUUCCACCUCAAAGAGAACCAGGUCGUUUCCUUCACUUCAAUUGCACCUUAUGAAGAUGAUUCCGUCCAGCCUUAUUAUUUAGCUCUUUGGAGGAAAUACGGCCACCUAAUAGACUAUGUUAACUUCCAGUUCUAUGCCUAUCCAAAGGGCACAACUGUCUCUCAGUUUCUUAAGUAUUUUGACACCCAGACCUCCAAUUAUUAUGGAGGCAAAGUUCUAGUGAGCUUUGGGACUGACGGCAGCGGUGGGCUAUCCCCGAAGAACGGGUUCUUCAAGGCCUGCAGCAUUUUGCGUAAACAGGGGAAACUUCAUGGGAUCUUCAUUUGGUCUGCGGAUGACUCCAAGAAGGCUAAUUUCCAGUAUGAAAGACAGUCUCAAUACUUCUUAGCCAGUCAGUAAAGAUCCUCUUACCCAUCACUUUGUAGCAAAAUAAGAAGUUUCAGUUGUUGCAUUCCAGAAGCUGGACACAUUUUUUCUUCCUCUUUAUAUAUGUAUCCCAACAUUUCCAUUCUUCUUUGUAGUUUUGUCUCUCUUACAAGGCAGCCAAACCAAACUUGAACCUAGAACGGACAUAAGCCAUUUGGACUUCUCAGUAUUCCUCGGCUGAGGAUGCAGAAUAGCAUUUUGCUUCGUCAAUGCACAGCUUCUGGCUUCAUUUCCUGUUACUUACAAAUUAAAAUGAUAUAGCAAAAGAAUUUCACUUAUUGGUCAAUCUGGAAAAUUGUAAAAGAAUGAAAAAGGAAUUAAAGAUAAAAAGCAAUCAUCGUGACGUUAUAGCAAUUUGUGGCAUUUACAUCUUCAUAAAAUUGCUGGUUUUUUGUGGAUCAUCAUAGAUUCAAUUAUGCCUUUGAUCAACCACCAAAUUACUCAUUUCGAUUAGAUCACUUCGAGUAUGCCUGUUAAGACUCACUCCUCACUACUAUCUUCUUGUCUAGAAACCCAACAAAAAACUCACAAUAAUUGGAUAUUUGGUCAAAGGCAUAAUAGGAAUCAUUGGAGAUCCACAAAAAGCUGAGCAAUUUUACGAAGAUAUGCUUCUAUCUACAAAAUCCAUUUACAUCCAAAAUAUGUCACCAAAAGAAACCCAAUCAACAACUAAUAAAUUGUUAACCAUUAUGAUUUUAAAAAAUAUUCCCAACAAAAGUUAAAACUUUUUUACGAUUGGGAUUAUGUUAAAGCCUUCCAACAGUUCCUACUUAAACAAAAUGAGAGAAAUACCAUGUCCUUUUAUUUCUUACCCCAAAUCAAAAUAUCACCUACCAAAAUUCCUAAUUGGCAAUCAAAUGGGGGCAUUAUUUUAGACAUGAACAGUACAAGUAUCCCUCAAACCUUCUCUAAAGAUUUGAAAGGCACUUCUUUUCCAAGACAAUAUCUUCCCGACCUCCUUAAUUUCUUUUUCAAUUCAAUCUCAUAUAGAUACUUAAAGUCAAGCCACAAUUCAAGGCCCUGCAAACUGAUGAAAAUAUACGAAUUUUCUUGUUGGGUAACAAAAGUCUUGUCAAGUGUGGGUUUAAAUGGGUACCACCAAGUUUGAACACCAGCUGUUCUGAACUGAUUCCAAUAAAAUUCCAUGUAUUGCAAAUCUUCUAUCAUCUU
Sesamum indicum (sesame) is the source of this 2400-nucleotide messenger RNA. The record is from RefSeq and is a predicted model, not a curated record. NCBI's taxonomy places the organism in Eukaryota, Viridiplantae, Streptophyta, Magnoliopsida, Lamiales, Pedaliaceae.